AUGAAUAAAAAUGCUUUUGAAGAUUUUGACAUCAUAGUAAUAGGUGGGGGGCACGCUGGCAUUGAAGCCUCAUUAAUUAGUGCAAAAUUAGGGCAGCAAGUGGCUUUAAUCACCCUUGACAAAAAUAAGAUUGGCCUAAUGCCUUGUAAUCCUUCGGUGGGCGGGGUAGCCAAAGGAAUAGUGGUGCGCGAAAUUGAUGCCUUAGGUGGCGAAAUGGGCAAAGCAGCCGAUGCAACCGCCCUCCAAUUUAAAUUACUAAAUACUUCCAACGGUCCGGCCGUGCAAGCCCUCCGCGUUCAAUCUGACAAAAUUGCUUACGCUCGUUAUAUGCAAGAAGUCGUAAGUAAACAAAAAAACUUGACAGUUAUUGCAGGAGCCGCGAAAAACUUGUUAAUUACAGAGGGAAAAAUAAAUGGAGUAGAAUUGAAUAAUGGUGAAAUUUUUUCCACAAAAAUAGUAAUUUUGACUACUGGCACUUAUCUGCAACCAAUUACUUACAAAGGUAAAGAGAGCCAAGUCGAAGGACCGGACGGCGAAAAAAAAGUAAUAAAUAAUAUUUCUCAACAAUUACAAGGGUUAGGAUUUAAAUUAAAACGCUUCAAAACGGGAACCUCACCGCGCAUUUUAACUAAUACUAUUGAUUUCUCUGGUUUGAAAGUAGAGCCGGGCAGCGAUUUACUACUCAGAUUCUCUUCUCGAAGCGAUUAUACAAAAUUGCUGCCUUUGGAAAAGCAACUACCCUGCUAUUUACUUCAUACCAACGAAAAAACUCACCAAAUUAUUCGGGACAAUUCCCAUCUCUCACCAAUUUUUUACAAGCAAGACAUUGGCACUGGACCGCGCUAUUGCCCCAGCAUUGAAGAUAAAAUUUAUCGGUUUGCCGACAAAGAAAGACACCAAAUAUUUUUAGAACCCGAAUCUAAGCAACUAGACACAACCUACAUUCAAGGAUUAUCAACCUCCCUACCAGCCGAGAUCCAAGCCGAAAUUUUAAAAACUUUGCCAGGAUUAGAAAAAGCCGUGGAAGCGGCCGCUCAGGGAUUAAUGGCCGGAAUAAAUGCUAGUCGUAAAUUAAAAAAUCAGGAACCGUUGAUUCUCGGCCGAGACCAAGCCUAUAUUGGAGUAUUAAUUGAUGAUCUAGUAAAUAAGGAAAUUACUGAUCCUUACCGACUACUAACUUCCCGGGCCGAAUACCGUUUGCUAUUACGACACGAUAAUGAAUUAAGUCGAGAAGAACAACGAGAACUAGAAGUUAAUAUUAAAUACCAAAAACAAAUUGAAAAUCAAUUAAAAGAAGUAAAAGAAUUAAGCAAAUAUGAAGCCAGAAAAAUCCCUCACGAUAUUGAUUACCUAAAAAUCGACAAUUUAGCGGAAGAGGCCAAAGAAAAACUAACUAAAAUAAAACCGGCUUCUUUGGGACAAGCCCAACGAAUAGCAGGAAUUAACCCGACUGAUAUCCAAAUGCUAAAUUACUACCUAAAUAAGAAUAAUUUUUAA
Molecule: messenger RNA, 1497 nt
Organism: Ambispora gerdemannii
Lineage: Eukaryota; Fungi; Glomeromycota; Glomeromycetes; Archaeosporales; Ambisporaceae
Source: the annotation of a GenBank genome assembly